UAAUCCUCUUAUGACUUAAGGUAUGAUGCAUGUGGUGAAGACUUGUCCAAUGUCCCACAUCUCUACUUCUAGGGAUUUCUGAAAAUUAAAAAGUACAAGUGCCUCUGUGGGACAGCAUGAAUUGUGCAACAGGGAAGAGACUGCAGCUGAGCCGGGUUUUGUUUCUCCUCUCUGGUGUUUUCCUCUGCACCCUCUACCAGCUGACCAUCAGGGCCAGACUGUACGAGCCUUUGCCUGAGGGUUCAGCAGAGGAGGUGGAGGAGAAACCUCUCACCACAACACAUGACUUGGAGCCCACAGAUCAAACAACACCUGAGAUGCAUGUGGUAAAUUAUUUGGAUACGACAUCAGAUUUGAAAGCAUCAACCCCGAGUGAAUCCCCCCCAUUGCCAAUCAAAAACCAGACCACUGUGCACUGCAUCUACGUGGCCCCUGAGCCUCCACAGGAGACACCCACACCAGCUCCGGCUCCUCCUGUAACUACCAUCCCUCCAGCUUCUCCUGGAGAGGCUCCACAUGUUAAGGGUGAAUACCCUGAAGAUGUUUUUUCUAUUGAAGAACGCAGACGAGGCUGGGUGAUCCUCCACAUUAUUGGAAUGAUGUACAUGUUUGUGUCACUUGCAGUUGUGUGUGAUGAGUUCUUUGUUCCUGCACUGGGGGUAAUCACAGACAAGUUAGCCAUCUCUGAUGAUGUAGCAGGAGCCACUUUCAUGGCUGCUGGAAGAUCUGCCCCUAGGUUUUUUGCCUACCUCAUAGGUGUCUUCAUCGCCCACAGGAAUGUGGGCAUUGGCACAAAAGUUGGUUCGGCAAUUUUCAACAUUUUGUUUGUGAUUGGAAUGUGUGCUUUAUUUUCUCGAGAGGUACUUCAUCUAACUUGGUGGCCACUUUUCAGAGAUGUAUCCUUCUACAUACUUGACCUCAUCUUACUCAUCAUCUUCUUCUUGGAUAAUGUCAUAAUGUGGUGGGAGAGCAUCGUGCUGAUGGCCAGUUACACCUUCUAUGUGAUUUUCAUGAAGUUUAAUGUGCAAAUAGAGCGGGCCUUCAAGACCCAACUCCACAAACACAAGAGCAUUGUCAAAGUUAUUGCUGUAGAGGAACCUGAAGAGGUAAGCACUACUGUGACAAAACAUUGUUCUUGUCUAAAAUCAGAUGGAUUUAAUGAUUUUUCAGUGUGUAAUGAAUCUUUAAGAGCGGUGGACAUGCCUGCAGGUGAGGAUGGGCCAGGAGGCUCAGAAGACUCUGACAAUGAUAAAGUUGAAAGUGAUAAAGACAGUGAUGAGUCCAGUAAAAAUGAAAGUGAUUAUGUGAACGAAGAGAAGACAGAGAAUGAGCCUCUGUCUUUACAGUGGCCUGACACACGACGUAAACAAGCCACCUACCUCUUCCUGUUGCCCAUAGUCUUUCCUCUGUGGCUCACACUUCCUGAUGUUCGCAACCAGAAAUCCAGAAAAUUCUUUAUGAUCACGUUUGUGGGCUCUAUUCCAUGGAUUGCUGUCUUCUCCUACCUCAUUGUUUGGUGGGCCCAUCGGAUAGGUGAGACCAUCGGCAUCUCACAUCACAUCAUGACCGUCCUGGCUGCAGAGACAUCCAUCCCUGACCUCAUUACCUCUGUGAUUGUAGCACGUAAAGGUCAGGGGGACAUGGCUGUGUCCAGCUGUGUGGGAAGUAACAUCUUUGACAUCACUGUGGGUCUGCCAGUCCCAUGGUUCCUGUACUCAUCCUUUCACGAUUUGGCUCCAGUGGUCGUCAGCAGCAAUGGGCUUUUAUUUGCCAUCAUGCUCGUCUUCCUCAUGCUCCUCUUUGUCAUCAUCAUUUCAUCCUGUAAGUGGAAGAUGAAUAAGGUGCUGGGUUUCAUUAUGCUCCUGCUCUACUUUAUCUUCCUGGUUCUCCGUGUUAUGCUGCAGUAGCACAACAUUAACUUCCCUGUUACUGUGGGCUUACAUUUUUUGUAUAUGUUUAUGUUUAUGUUCAUGAAAUAGCUUUUGCUAUAAGCUAUUAUACACUUUUGCAUAAGCUUUUGGCAAUUACUCCUUAACUUGCACAUCUACAGACCGAAGUAUAACUACUUAAAUGCCAGCGGUUAUCUGAAAUAUCAAAACAGAUUAAUACCUACAUCUGCAUCUGCAUACCCUCCAGUGUAGUUUGGUCAUUUUCACUCUUGUUCUUUCAGCAUAAGAUACUGUAUAAUAUUUAUCCAGUAAAUCCAGUCUUCUGGAUUACUCACUUGUUGCAUCUUAUUAAUUUGAUCACUGUACUGGUUCAUUUGCAAGGUGACUAACAGACACCUCUCUUAACUGACAUAUAAAUAUUUUUAUUUUCUCUCUUGGACAUAUACAUACACACACCAUAUAUAUUUUACUUUUGAUAAUUGAUACUAUCUUGUGCCUGAUAUAUUUACUUCAGUUAUUCAGUU
Molecule: messenger RNA, 2413 nt
Organism: Toxotes jaculatrix (banded archerfish)
Lineage: Eukaryota; Metazoa; Chordata; Actinopteri; Toxotidae
Product: sodium/potassium/calcium exchanger 1-like
Exons: 7
Coding region: 117-1907 (596 amino acids)
Biological process (GO): intracellular calcium ion homeostasis; calcium ion transmembrane transport; long-term synaptic depression
Cellular component (GO): membrane
Molecular function (GO): calcium channel activity; calcium, potassium:sodium antiporter activity
Source: RefSeq, a predicted model, not a curated record